UUACACACUCGUGUUGGAAAGAGAUGAGCUCAGACUGUUGCCCAGGGGGGCCAGUGUCUGCUGCUAGAUGCUGUAUGAACCAAGCUGUCAAUUAAAAUAAAUCCCUUAUGACAAACGGUAUAGUGAGAGCUAUAGUCUCACAUUUUGGGGCAGAAAGUGCCUCAUAAUCUCCUCAGAGUAGGAGUUGGAGAGACGAUGUAUGUAAAAACACAAAGCUGCAUCGGAUGAUUCACACAUGGCAAAGGGACAUCAGAUUGGAUUGUCCUGGAAGAGAGGAGCAUGUGUUUGGCUCAUCCAGUGGCUUUUAAUAGUGACUGGCACAUAUUGUUGGGCUGUUUUGCUGUUGUGUGUGAGUGAGUGUGCGUUAUAUGUGUGUGGCUGUAUGCCUCAUGCAGCUUCCAGAAAUAGAAAGCAGGGCAAAUUGUGAGUAGAGAUGAGCGCCAAAUGGGCCACACUGUCUUCAGGCCAGAGUUUCCCAGAUAUUUAAAAAUAAACCACUGGAUCCUUUGACACUGGGGCAGCACAUUAAUGAGAAGACGGGUCAAAGGUUAAAAGCAUUCAGCACCAGAUUCAAAAGGUAGAUGCAUACGUUAUUUUACAGUAAAGUGACAAAAAAAGUACAUAACUCUCGCUUUUAUCCAUCAUGUUUGUGUUUUUUGAUUAAAUAGAAUAUUAAAUAUUCUAACAAAUGAAUGACACAACUGUUUGUUGUACAUUUCUACGCUAGAAUUGACCUAGCCAUGUGAUAGAGCUUCAGUGUUUCGUAUUUGUAUCAGAGCAAUUAAGGUGGGACUUUCAGUAAUUCAAGUGGAGCCUUUUUUUUUAAUCUCUGGGGUCUAAAAGUUGUAUAAGAGUGUUUACCAGCGCUAUAUUUAAAGCGUCGGGGGAUGUAGAGGGUUGUAUGAGUGUCAGUUGGUAUGUACAUGUGUUCCCUCUUGGAUUCAUUGCUGCCUUUGCUGUAAUCUCUUGGAGCCUGACCUCUUGAUUCUUUGCUCUAAUUAGCGAGCUGCCAUAUCCCUGGUGAUGACGUCUGCAGCUACCAAUCUGUCACAUUUACUCACACACUCUCAAACACAUCCACACAAUGAGAAAUAAUUUUUAAAAAAGUGAUAUCUAAGAAGACGCAAACUCUGAACAGUGUUUGAGUUUGUUAUUUGUCAUGUUUCCAAUAGCACCUUUAACAUAUGAGUACUCACAAACACACAAAGCACUUCUCAUGUUUGAGAAAGCAAUUUUUGCUGUUGGAAAGUAUUUUAACAUUAUGUCACAAUAUGAGAGUAAACAAACUGUAAUGAAGAUGUCUUACAGUUUAUGCAGACUGUAUGAAUAUAUCUUGUCCCUGUGUUGAUGUGUCUAGUUUGUGCGAGUAAUGUAGCUCAGCCAACUGACAACAAUACAUCUGUUUGGGAAAGAUAAUGACCGGUCGUCAUGGCUGCCAAGCCACUGAAGAUACCAUUUGGGAGAUAGAGAGAGGCCUAAUAAAUUGCAGCACAAAUGCAUUUACAUUAGUUGAACAGAGGGGGGCAGUCCUGCACAAGUUACAAGGUUUUAGUCAAGUCCAUGUGUGUGCAACUCUUCAGGCCUCUAUCUUUAUAGGUUGGAAUGAAGCUCAUCUCACUACUCCAGCGAUGGGCACAUACAAACACAUUUACAGUUCAAUUACUGACACAGAUGUGUUUGUGUGCGGUAUGUGUAUAUUGACUUCUUGUCUUGUGUGUGUUGUUUUCUCCUGCCGCGGGUCUCCUCUGGCACCGACAGAGCAGUUAGUGUUGACCACCAUUAGGCAGGAGGCGUCUGAACCGCAGGACCCAGGCGAGGGCUCCGGUGCUACCAUGCGUGCCCGCCUCACAGACAGGUUUGACAAAACCUCGCCUCUCUCCCAUCAAUCCAACGGUGCAGGACCUGCUUGCUCGUCCGGCGGUUACCGCAAGGCAGAUGAUGAGAUGUCCGGGACCACUUCCCAGGCGGAUCCCGUAGACGCCACCGCGCGGACGGUGCUACUCAACCGGCCCCAGAACACCAAGUUCUGCGACAAUCAUGUCAGUACCACCAAGUAUGGGGUUCUCACCUUUCUGCCCCGGUUCCUAUAUGAGCAGAUCAGGCGGGCUGCCAACGCCUUCUUCCUGUUCAUCGCACUCAUGCAGCAAAUCCCUGAUGUAUCACCGACCGGGCGCUACACCACACUGGUCCCGCUCAUCUUCAUCCUCACUGUGGCCGGGAUCAAAGAGAUCAUAGAGGACUACAAAAGACACAAAGCAGACAACACGGUGAACAAGAAGAAGACGACAGUGCUGCGGAACGGAGCCUGGCAGACGAUCAUCUGGAAACAGGUGGCAGUAGGAGACAUAGUGAAGGUGACCAAUGGCCAACACCUUCCAGCUGACAUGGUUAUUGUGUCCUCCAGCGAGCCGCAGGCCAUGUGUUACACAGAGACCUCCAACCUGGACGGAGAAACCAACCUGAAGAUCAGACAGGGUCUCCCGCUCACCGCUGCUUUUCAGACCCUGGAGGAUUUGAUUGCACUGUCUGGUCGUUUGGAGUGUGAAGGCCCCAACAGACACCUGUACGACUUCACUGGCACACUGCGUCUGGAGAAUCAGAAUCCAGCUCCCUUGGGUCCAGACCAGGUGUUGCUGCGCGGCGCCCAGCUCAGAAACACACAGUGGGUUGUGGGAAUUGUUGUCUACACUGGCCAUGACUCCAAACUGAUGCAGAACUCAACCAAGGCACCACUGAAGCGCUCUAAUGUGGAGCGGGUGACCAACAUGCAGAUCCUGGUUUUGUUUGGCAUCCUGCUGGUUAUGGCCCUGAUCAGCUCGGUGGGCGCCGCCAUCUGGAACAAAGAACAUACUGAGGAGUCCUGCUGGUACCUGUCCCGGGCUGGUGACAUCUCCACUAACUUUGCGUAUAACCUGCUGACGUUCAUCAUCCUGUACAACAACCUGAUCCCCAUCAGCCUGCUGGUCACUCUGGAGGUGGUCAAGUUCACACAGGCCCUCUUCAUUAAUUGGGACGUGGAGAUGUAUUACUCAGAGACAGACACACCGGCCAUGGCUAGAACGUCCAAUCUUAACGAGGAACUGGGCCAGGUGAAGUAUCUCUUUUCCGACAAGACAGGAACCCUGACCUGUAACGUCAUGAACUUCAAGAAGUGUACCAUUGCGGGAAUAACAUAUGGCCACUUCCCUGAUCUUGACUGUGAUCGAUCAAUGGAGGACUUCAGCAAUCUGCCGUCCAGCAGCAAUAACUCUACAGAGUUUGACGACCCAGCUCUCGUCCAAAACAUUGAGAGCCAUCCUACAUCACCUCAGAUCUGUGAGUUCCUGACAAUGAUGGCAGUGUGCCACACGGUGGUCCCAGAGAGGGAGGGAGCCCAGAUCAUUUACCAGGCCUCAUCACCAGAUGAAGGAGCGCUGGUCAAAGGGGCCAAAGGGCUCGGCUUUGUCUUCACUGCAAGAACACCUCAUUCAGUCAUAAUCGAAGCUAGAGGAAAAGAGAUGAGCUAUGAGCUUCUGAAUGUGCUGGAGUUUUCCAGUAACCGCAAACGCAUGUCUGUGGUGGUCAGAACCCCCCACGGGAGGCUACGGCUCUACUGCAAAGGAGCUGAUAAUGUCAUUUUUGAGCGUCUGACUGAGGAGUCCCAGUACAAAGAACUAACUAUCGCUCAUCUGGAACAAUUUGCUACUGAAGGUCUGAGGACUUUGUGUUUUGCCUAUGUGGACCUGGAGGAAGAAGACUACCAGGUGUGGCUGAAGGAAUACAAUCAAGUCAGCACCGUGCUCAAAGACCGCGCUCAGAAACUGGAGGAGUGUUACGAACUACUGGAAAAGAACCUACUGCUGCUGGGCGCCACAGCCAUAGAGGACCGUCUGCAGGCUGGCGUCCCAGAGACCAUCGCCACUCUAAUGAGGGCCGACAUCAAGAUCUGGGUCCUCACUGGAGACAAGCAGGAGACGGCCAUCAACAUAGGUUACUCCUGUCGUCUGGUGACACACGGCAUGUCCCUCAUCAUUGUCAACGAGGACUCUCUGGAUGCUACUCGUGCCACUCUGACUGCUCACUGUUCGUCCCUUGGUGACUCUCUGAGGAAGGAAAAUGAGCUGGCGCUGAUCAUUGAUGGUCAGACGCUGAAAUAUGCACUGUCCUUCGAGCUCCGCCAGGCCUUUCUUGACUUGGCGUUGUCCUGCAAGGCUGUCAUCUGCUGCCGAGUAUCUCCGCUGCAGAAGUCCGAGAUCGUGGACAUGGUUAAGAAACACGUGAAGGCCAUCACGCUGGCGAUAGGCGACGGUGCGAACGACGUGGGCAUGAUCCAGACGGCCCACGUCGGGGUGGGGAUCAGUGGCAACGAGGGCAUGCAGGCCACCAACUCUUCUGACUACUCCAUAGCACAGUUCUCCUACCUAGAGAAGCUGCUAUUGGUCCACGGAGCGUGGAGUUACAACCGUGUCACCAAGUGCAUCCUCUACUGUUUCUAUAAGAAUGUGGUCCUGUACAUUAUAGAGCUCUGGUUCGCCUUUGUGAACGGGUUCUCUGGCCAGAUCCUUUUUGAGCGCUGGUGUAUAGGCCUCUACAACGUGAUAUUUACUGCACUGCCUCCGUUCACUCUGGGGAUAUUUGACCGGCCGUGCAGCCAACAGAACAUGCUCCGCUUCCCACAGCUCUACCGAAUCACCCAGAAUGCCGAGGGCUUCAACACCAAGGUGUUUUGGGGUCACUGUAUUAAUGCACUGAUUCAUUCAAUAAUUCUCUUUUGGUUUCCGCUCAAAAUGUUAGAGCACGACUCUCCGUUCAACGACGGCAAGGGAAAUGACUACCUGUUUGUUGGAAAUAUGGUCUACACAUAUGUGGUAGUUACAGUAUGUCUGAAAGCUGGAAUGGAGACAACCGCUUGGACCAGGUUUUCCCACCUGGCGGUUUGGGGAAGCAUGGCGCUCUGGAUGGUCUUCUUCGCUGUCUACUCUGCAAUCUGGCCCACCAUCCCCAUCGCCCCCGACAUGCUGGGCCAGGCUGGCAAGGUGAUGCAGUGCUGGCAUUUCUGGCUGGGCCUGGUCCUGGUGCCUACUGCGUGUUUACUCAAAGACUUCGCUUGGACCGCCACACGUCGCACUGUGAGGAAGUCUCUGCUGGAGGAGGUGCAGGAGCUGGAGGCUCGGGCUGUAGACCCAGGGGCAGCUGUGCUGAGGGAUGCCAGUGGCCGCAGUCUAAACGAACGGGCCCAUCUGCUGACAAGAGUCUUUAGGAAAACGCCUUCAAGUGUGGGACGCUCAAACUCUGUGCAGCAGACUGUGUCACAUGGCUAUGCAUUCUCUCAAGAGGAGCACGGCGUGGUGUCCCAAUCCCAGGUAGUGCGCUCCUACGACACCACCCGCCAACGCCCCAGCCUCUAGCCCCACCCCUGACCAAGGCUUCGGCUCACCGUUGCAACGGUUAUCAAGGUGACAGCGGAGACAGACUUAUGCGACACCCUCACGCCGGGUGCUCGACCCUGCUGUGGCCUUACUGGAACUAUGACCUGACCCCUCGCUGGGAAGGGGGUCACGGUCAGGCGUGGAGGCCGUCGCUGGCUCAUAGAGGACUGACUUGAGAGAAGGGACCAGGCUGACUUUAUGGGAAAUAAAAAAAAACAUUCUUCAAACUCACACAAGCUGCACAGGCAUGAGCAAUCAUAACCACGCACAGACAUGACAAGUCAAACUCAGAGACUGCUACUCAUAUCUGUAUAGCCCACAGACUGGGUUUGCCUCAUGCCACUGUGUGUUUAACCGUAUGUGUGUGUGUGUGUGCGUGUGUGUGUGCAUUCCCGUGCGUCUGUAUCUGCCCGUGCAUGUAUGUCAGCACGCAUUGGCGCUCCUGUGUUUGUGUGCAUGUGUGUGUCGGUCCGCGUGCGCUCGCUUCCACUGUUCUCGCUCAUCUUGCUCGUGAGGUGGGUGUAGCUUGUCUGUCAUCAUAUGCUGAUGCGGGAGGGGAGGGGAUGUCAAAAUAAACACCAAUGCACUGAUGAAUUCCUCAAAAAGGGAGGGAGUUGAGGGAGGGAGGCAAAGACCAAGGACUGCUAGAGUCCUGAACCCCAGCUACAGGCCCCCCCUGUCCCAUCGCAGCCCCAAGCCUCACUGCCAAACAUGACAGAGAUGCCACUGAGGCAGAACGCUCAUGCCAAACUGGACCACAACCCUGCUGCAAGCCCUCCUACCCCACUGGGACGUCCCCUUGCUUAUCUCACCAUCAUUCCUUCCCACCUAUCUCUCUAUCAUCUACUAGCAGCUCUGCAGCCUCCACGUCUCUCCUCCUCCUCUAGCACAUCUCCUUGUCUUGGGCAGUUUUUAAAAACCCUCAUGUUGUUUCUGACCGCUCCUGUGAUUCCUGUCGCCACCUGUCAAGCAUCGUCAGCUGACACAGAAGCAGCGAGCCUGGCAUUAGAGCUUCCUCCUUCAGUUUUGUUUUUCAUUCAUUAUUGGACUGUUUCUUUUUUUAUCAUUAUUAAAAUGGACAUUAAUGUG
Centropristis striata (black sea bass) is the source of this 6497-nucleotide messenger RNA. RefSeq names its product ATPase phospholipid transporting 8A2 (gene atp8a2). Gene Ontology annotation, molecular function: ATPase-coupled intramembrane lipid carrier activity; ATP hydrolysis activity; ATP binding. The record is from RefSeq and is a predicted model, not a curated record. The transcript is spliced from 36 exons. NCBI's taxonomy places the organism in Eukaryota, Metazoa, Chordata, Actinopteri, Perciformes, Serranidae. Gene Ontology annotation, cellular component: plasma membrane. Bases 1416 to 5387 code for a protein of 1323 amino acids. Gene Ontology annotation, biological process: neuron development; phospholipid translocation.